Fusarium venenatum is the source of this 1014-nucleotide messenger RNA. The record is from RefSeq and is a predicted model, not a curated record. Lineage: Eukaryota; Fungi; Ascomycota; Sordariomycetes; Hypocreales; Nectriaceae.
AUGGCCUUUCAAACCGCCCAAGGGCCAAACCAGCGUUUUGAAGACGUCCCCGGGUUAUUGGAAGCAGAAGAUAGUGCGGUGGAUAGUGAUUCCACUCUGGAGCUAAUAGAUGGUUCAUCGAGUUACCUCACAUCCCUCAAGUCCAGCAUUUUCAGUUACAGAUAUGAGAACGGACGUCGAUAUCAUGCGUUUCAUGAAGGCACUUAUUUAGUGCCCAACGAUGAUGAAGAACAGAACCGAAUGGAUUUGGUUCAUCACAUCUACAGUCUACUCAUGCAUGAGAAGCUUCAUACCGCUCCGAUCAGUAACAGCCCGCAGCGUGUCCUUGAUCUGGGAACAGGCACUGGUAUAUGGGCUAUCGAUUUUGCCGAUGAACACCCUUCUUCCGAGGUCAUUGGGACUGAUCUUAGUCCUAUUCAACCUGAUUGGACUCCUACCAAUUGUGUCUUUGAAGUUGAUGACUUUGAGGACCCAUGGGUAUACAAGAGACCUUUCGACUACAUCCACGCCCGCGAGUUGGAAGGUUGCAUCGCCAAUGAGGAACAGUUUUUUGAGCGCGCAUUCCAAAACCUCAGCAGCGGUGGAUACCUAGAGAUGCAAGGCCAGAGGGCAUUCUUCAUGUCAGAUGACGAGUCAAUCAAAAAAGCUGUGAAUGCCGAAAUCUGGGCUGUGGCCUUGCGAGAGAGCAGCAUCAAGUUUGGAAAGCCGAUUGACUGUGUAACGGGAUGGAAGGACAAGAUGAUCAAGGCGGGCUUCGUGGACGUGUAUCAGGAGAUACGAAAGAUUCCUAUAGGCGGCUGGCCUAAGGACCCGGUUCUGAAAGAGAUUGGAAAGUGUCAGGUUAUUCAGUCUUGUGCGGCUAUCGAUUCCUAUACCCCUAUGCUCCUUGGGAAAUUCCUUGGCUGGGGCCACGAUGAAGUGCAGGUUCUCAUGACAAAGGCUAAGAAGGAGCUUCAAGACCCAGCUAUUCAUAUCUAUCUUCCCGUUUAUUUCAUUUGGGGCAGGAAGCCUUGA